AUGCUGACCACUGUCCGGAAUCGGAUCAAAUCAAAGAAAAACAGCGAAUGGCUUUCUCUUAGAAUAUUCGAACAACGCCCAAUUCCUGAACACAUUUUGCAGAGCUCAUUUGAUCAUUUAAUCUCUUCUAACUGGUCUGGAUUACAGACAGAAUCGAUACCAGAGGAAAUGAAACAGAUUGGUGAGGAACAAGGAAAUAAGCCGCGCUGGGCAGCUCUUCUGAUUCUCAUGGUGAUAAUACCCACAAUUGGUGGAAACAUCCUUGUUAUUCUGGCUGUUUCACUGGAGAAAAAGUUGCAGUAUGCUACCAAUUAUUUCCUAAUGUCCCUGGCAGUGGCUGAUUUGCUGGUUGGAUUGUUUGUGAUGCCGAUUGCCCUCUUGACAAUAAUGUUUGAGGCUAUGUGGCCCCUCCCACUUGCUCUAUGCCCUGCCUGGUUAUUUCUUGAUGUUCUUUUUUCUACUGCAUCCAUCAUGCAUCUUUGCGCCAUUUCAGUUGAUCGUUACAUAGCCAUCAAAAAGCCAAUCCAGGCCAAUCAAUAUAACUCACGAGCUACAGCAUUCAUCAAGAUUACAGUGGUGUGGUUAAUUUCAAUAGGCAUUGCCAUUCCAGUCCCUAUUAAAGGGAUAGAAAUGGAUGUGGGUAACGCAAACAACAUCACUUGCGGGCUGACAAAGGAUCGUUUUGGCAAUUUCAUGCUCUUUGGCUCACUGGCUUCCUUCUUUACACCUCUGGCGAUCAUGAUUGUCACCUACCUUCUCACUAUCCAUGCUUUACAGAAGAAAGCUUACUUGGUCAAAAACAAGCCACCUCAACGCCUAAGGUGGUUGACUGUGUCCACAGUUUUCCAAAGGGAUGAAACACCGUACUCAUCACCAGAAAAAGUGGCCAUGCUGGAUGGUUCUCACAAGGACAAAACUCAGCCCAGUGUAAGUGAUGACAUACUUAUGCGAAAAAUGUCCACAGUAGGAAAAAAGUCAGCGCAGACCAUUUCCAAUGAACAGAGAGCCUCAAAGGUUCUAGGGAUUGUGUUUUUCCUCUUUUUGCUUAUGUGGUGCCCUUUUUUUAUUACAAAUAUAACUUUAGUUUUAUGUGAUUCCUGCAACCAGACUACUCUCAAAAUGCUCCUGGAGAUAUUUGUGUGGAUAGGCUAUGUUUCCUCAGGGGUGAAUCCUCUGGUCUACACCCUCUUCAACAAGACAUUUCGGGAUGCAUUUGGCCGGUACAUCACCUGCAAUUACCGGGCCACAAAAUCAGUAAAAACUCUUGGAAAAUGCUCCAGUAAUUUCUACUUCCGGAAUCCACUGGCAGAGAACUCUAAGUUUUUCAUGAAACACGGAAUGCGAAAUGGUAUUAAUCCUGCCAUGUACCAGAGCCCAGUGAGGCUCCAAAAUUCAACCAUUCAGUCUUCAUCAAUCAUUUUACUAGAUACACUUCUCACCGAAAAUGAAGGUGACAAAACUUAA
Hippopotamus amphibius kiboko is the source of this 1464-nucleotide messenger RNA. It is a transcript of the gene HTR2B, whose product is annotated as 5-hydroxytryptamine receptor 2B. The transcript is spliced from 3 exons. Lineage: Eukaryota; Metazoa; Chordata; Mammalia; Artiodactyla; Hippopotamidae. Gene Ontology annotation, cellular component: plasma membrane; dendrite. Gene Ontology annotation, biological process: G protein-coupled receptor signaling pathway, coupled to cyclic nucleotide second messenger; heart development; chemical synaptic transmission. Gene Ontology annotation, molecular function: G protein-coupled serotonin receptor activity; neurotransmitter receptor activity. The record is from RefSeq and is a predicted model, not a curated record. The coding region runs from base 1 to 1464 and encodes 487 amino acids.